Messenger RNA from Lucilia sericata (common green bottle fly), 4994 nucleotides. RefSeq names its product protein held out wings. Gene Ontology annotation, cellular component: nucleus. Lineage: Eukaryota; Metazoa; Arthropoda; Insecta; Diptera; Calliphoridae. The record is from RefSeq and is a predicted model, not a curated record. Gene Ontology annotation, molecular function: mRNA binding. Gene Ontology annotation, biological process: regulation of alternative mRNA splicing, via spliceosome. The transcript has 8 exons. Bases 628 to 1848 code for a protein of 406 amino acids.
CAAAUAUUAAAAGUGCAAAGAUGUAGCUGUUGGAACAGGACGUGUCUAAAUAAUUUCUAAUCAUAUUUAAGUUUUCCAUUGCACCAAGAAUACCUGCUCGAAAACAAUAAAAAUGAAACAAAUUAUUGAAAAUAUAAAAAACGAAAGGCUAAAUUAAUUAACAACAAAAAAAUGUAUUGAAAAUUAUUUAUAUUUAAUAAGAGGAAGAUUUCACAUUCAUAAGUGAAAUAAGUAAAUAAUUAAUAUACACACAUACAGACACAUUAUGGUAUGUACGUAAUUGGUGUUAGAACAACAUAGAGAUAUUUUAAGUGGAAUGAAGUGAUUUUAAUAAUGAAAAAUGUAGUGAAAUGCUAUCUAUUUGCGUAUACACUACAAAAUGAACUAUGAGAAAAGGGAAAAGCGUAAAAAGUGAAAAUGUAUACAAGUACCUAUACAUGUACAUAUGUAUAUUUCGGAGAAUGUAUGUGUGUGAAUGAUAUUUAAACAACUUAUUAAAUGAAACAUGUACAUGCUGGGUAUCUCUCGAACCAAGAACUUUAUGAAACUAUGCUAAACCACAGAAUAAUAAGACUAUAAACGUACAUAAGGCAAAAUUUAUUCGAAUAAUCGUCUAAAUAAAACACUAUGGAUGUCAUUUUGAAAGCAAAUCAAAUGGAUACACCUGAAGAACAACGUUCUCCCAAAGGUUUAGAAAAAUCAAAAAUGUUAGAUAUAACCAGAGAUCGACCAGUCAAAGUUGCAGUAAAGGUAGCUGUACCCGUCCGAGACCAUCCAAAGUUCAAUUUUGUGGGUAAAUUAUUGGGACCGAAAGGCAACUCCAUGAAACGUUUACAAGAAGAAACAAUGUGUAAAAUGGCUGUUCUUGGACGAGGUUCCAUGAGAGAUCGAAAGAAGGAAGAAGAAUUGCGAGCGAGUGGUGACAGUCGAUAUGCCCAUCUAUUUGAUGAUUUGCAUGUAGAAAUUUCCACAUUUGCGGCUCCCGCAGAAGCCCAUGCCCGCAUUGCUUAUGCUCUAGCAGAAGUGAGACGAUUUCUAGUACCGGAUUAUCAUGAUGACAUACGACACGAACAAAUGUGGGAAAUGCAGGCUUUAACUUCUUCAACUACUUUGCAAAAUUCGGGUAGUGAUCAGGCAAGUCCCACUCGCAUUAUUGAAGGUGGUAUUACCGAUAUGGAUACUUCAAACGAUGAAAAAUCUGACAACGAAUUAUCUGUCAUGGACUGCAUGACACCUGGAAAAAUGGAAAAAACACACAACUCUUCUAAUCCAAAUGCAGUAACUCCGAAUUCAACAGAUCCUCUUAAGAUACCACCAACAAGUGCAGCAUCACUGCAUCCCUGUACAAUGGCUGUCACAUUACAGCAUCAGUUUUCUGCGGCUGGUAUUGGAGGCCUACUAAAACCAACGCCUACGGUAGCGGCUGUUACCGGUCUAACACCAGCUCAACCAACCACUACCUUGAGUUUGCCAAAUGAAGCAGAUGCUAGCGCUACUUCAGCUUUAACUCUUCUCGAUUCUGCGGGUACAUUACUCCAUCCUGCUCUAAGAAACAUUAAGACGAUUAAUAUCGCUGGAAAUUUGACACGUAAACGUCCCUUGUUGGGUGUGCCACGAUCCAGUAUGAAUCCGACCAAGCGCACGGUAAUGACACUAUUAGCUAGAGCUAAAAACUCACAAGCAUUGCACACGGUACGUAAUCCAGUAGGAGCGGCACAACCAGCACCUUUCACCGACCCACUCCAGAUGUUGGCCUCGCCUUUUAUAAUACCCCACCACCAUCAUCAUCAACCCAUGGAUCAGGCAAUGUUGGCAUUGUCGAAAGAGAGUUUAGCCCAGGGUGUCUAAGAGCAAUAUUAUCCAAAAAUAUAAUUUUUAUUUUUUAGAACGACUAAAUAAAAGUAGUAUUUAUGUAUUGUAUAUGUGUAAGUGUUACGAAUACAUUUGCCCAAAAAUACAUACUUACUUGGACAAGUUUUCAAUUAACAUCACCAAAUUAUACUGCGAUCCUUAAAAAAAUACCCCCGCCUCCUUGAACUACUUAGUAGGUUUACCAAAAUAAUAUUAAUAAUUACUGAGCAAUGUUACGAUCAACAUUAAUAUUUGUUGAUUUUUUUUAUUAAAAAAGAACUUAAUUAUGAUAUAGGUACAUACAUAAAUACAUACAUAUAUUUACAAAGAUUAAAAUGAAAAUAACAACAACAAAAAAGAAAGUAAUAUUGAUUAAAUUAAUUUACUUUAUGAUCGAUCGAUGACUUAAAAGGAAUAAGUGAAAUGAAAAUACCAACAUUUAGGGACUAAAAUUAAAAAUAAGCAAACACACAUAACUACAAAUAUACUCACACAUAAACAUAAAAAAAUAAUAAUUCACAUUUACACAACACUCAUUUACUCCAAUUGUAUCCUAACUCAUUUUCGGCUUAGACCUGAUUACUACAAAAUAUAGACUGAAUUAAAGAUACUUUUUACAUAUACAUACAUAUCGCCCAUUUACUACAGGACUGGUAUAAUCCAAAAUUCGGGUUUUUUGAACUAAGGGUUACAAAGCUCUUACUAAAGUUUUUCAUAUAGUUUUAUUAAAUUUUAAAUUUGUCUAAUAUUUUCGGUGUGAUAUUGAUUUUUUGUUUUAAAUGUAAAAACUAAAACUUUUAUUUUCACGAAUAUUAGAUAAAUAAAAAUUAAAUAUCAAUUUAAAGUUCUUUUUCUCGAAACGGGGUUUUUUUUGGAUUAUGCCAGUCUUGUAGUAAAUAAGCGAUAUGUAUGUAUAUAAUAUUUUAUUUCGGUGUGAGAAUAUUUUUUAAUUAAACAACAUUUAAAGACACCUUUCUCAAAAGUAUGUGUCUGAAUUAGGACAUUUCUUAAGUAAAUGAGUGUUAAGUAUUUAUUCAUAAAGUCAUACACAUACACGCAGAUAAAUUCUAUUUCUAAUACAAUUAGACACUAAUUUACUCAUAAAGCUUUUUAUAACAAAAACAACCGAAAUACAUACACACAUACAUAAAGAAAAAUAAAAAAAUUAUACAACAACCACAACAAAAGAACAAAAUAAUUACAUAUUACAGAAACAUACCUACAUACAUACAUAUAUUAUUAUGUAUAUUUUAAUUUUAAACAAAAGCCAUAUAAAACAUUACCAUAAAUCUUAAGAAAAAACGAAUAUAGUGAAUUAAUAGAAAAUAUUUAACAAAUAAAAAAAUUUAUAAAAAAAAUAUUUAUAUAUGCAUACAUACUUAACAACUAACCUGAUAACGAAAUUACUUUAUAAAGAUUACUUUAACAAAAACAAAAGAAAAACAAAAUAAAUAUUUAUAACCAAAAAUUUUAAAAAAGAGGAAAUACAAAUUUUUAACGUGUUAAUAGUUUUGACACACACUCAAUGAAUGUUGUACUUUAAAUUCAUCCAUAUUUACUUUUUAAUAUACAUACAUAUGAAUGUAUAUAUAUUUUUUUGUUUCUUUUUUCAUAAAAUUGAAAAUUAAAUUACAAAAAAUGUAAUAUGUUAGGGUGUUUUUGAAGUUUUUGUUUUUUAAUUGCAAGUUGUGCAGGUUGUUAUUCUGUAAAUAGAAGGAAGAUAUUUGCAAAAACAAAAUAGUCAUUUAAAAUUUUAAAGUGGAUGCUUCCAAAGGACUACAAUUAUUUGACCUGUGCUUUUAUGAAUUAAGAAAAGUAAAACUAAGAAAAUGCGCUGACAAAUGAGCUUUAACAUUAUAUGGAGUCAAGAAUUUAAAAUUAUUGUUAUACAUACCCCCUAAAUAGGUUGUGUGAUUAUAGGAUAUCGUGAAUCGAACAUUUCCCCCAUACAAUAUUUGAGCUCUAUAAAGCAUUUUUAUAUUGUUAUUGGUCAAGCUGGUAUGAUAGAAUCACCAAUUACGACCAUUUCGGAAUUAAUAACUCUUAUUAUUCAUUAUAUACAUACUUACAUAUGAUUUAUUUUAUAAAUUGUAUUAAGAAUCCCAAAUGGCAAAAAUUUAAUAAACCCUGCAUAGCUACAAAUUCAUACACAUUUAGUAAGAUUUCAACAUAAAUCGGUGGUUCUAUUUAUUAUCCAGAACUAAACAAGAAUUUAAUUAAUAAUUUUAUUUUUUAUAAUAUAAUAUUGAAUGAACACUUUCCUUGAGCGAUGAAGCAAGUUCAAUAACAAGAGGUUUCAAAUUGAUCAAAAUAAACUAAAAUUAAACAUGGAAAAUCAAAAGUUGGUUAACAAAAAGUAGAUGUUUUUAUUUCUUCUAUACACCUGUCUUAAAAUCUAUUUAACUUUUUUCCAAGGAAUGUAUUAGAUUCUGUUGGGAAUAUCCAAUAUGUAUGUAUAUAUGUAUAUGUACAUAGAUAUUCGAAUUAAAUUUUCUUCUUAAUGUGAACGCCAAUCAGAUACAUACAUAUGUAUGUCUCAUUCAUUCAUUAAAUUAUACAAGAAUCGUAUCCAAUCAAGCAGCCAACUAACCAGCCCUUCUUAAAAGGGUUUCUUUAAAUUUCGCGUGAAUCUAUGGAUCUAUUUUUACUGUAUUUCAUAACUACUUAUAUAUUUUUAGAUUUUAUAUAUUUUUUUUACAUUUAUAUGUCUUUAUAUAAUAAAAACACCAAUAAUAUUUAUUUAUUCUCAAAUAUGAAAUUGUUAUUUACUAAACAGAUUAAAACACCAAAAAAAAAAGAUAAGAAAUGCAAAUUAACUACAUAUAAUAAAUUUAAUAAUCACCCAAAUUAAUUCAAAAUUUAGCCAUUGAACACAAAACAUGCAUGUUUAUAUGAAUGUUGUUUCUAAUGUUUUUGGCAUUAAAAUAUUUAAAGAAAAUAAAUAAUAUAUUUAUACAAAAUAAAUAUGUAUUUAAAAAUCAAAUUAAAGUUAAAUAUUAACAAGUGAAUAAACCACUAAAGUACAUACAAAAUUGAGCAAUGCUGGACAAAUGAUUAUUUUUGUCAAUGUGCUUUGCUUUUUAAACAAACAAAAAGAUAUAAACAAAUCUAAAUAAAAAGCAUCAAUUAAUUAAUUAAAUAAU